CUUCAGUGUGUGCGUGUGUGCUUGGCGGAUGGUCGUCGGUCACUUUCGGUCCGUAAUUUGCAUAUUAAUCUGGCUGGCUGCUGAAAGAGGAAAAUAUUUUAACCAUUUCCAUCUAGAAAACCCCCGAACGGAUUACGAGAUUCGAUAUUGACCGUGGUGCGAAGAUUUUACCGGUGCUUUCGUUCGCAGGGUUGAGAGUUGCGGAUGCGUCUAUCGUAGAAUAUGGAGUGAUGUGAUUGCAAUCGGUGUUUGGUCAAGAAUAUUUUCUGUUCUUUUUCAAGCGGUAGAUUUUGAUUUCGAUAGUCUAGUUUAUUCAUCUGCUUGAAAACUUCCGGUUUGUUGUGAAUAUACUUUUUCUUUUGAGAUUAUUUACAACAUUCGACCGGAACCUUAAGUCUGAUACUCGAAGAUUUCGCGAUCAUAUUACCUAAACCAUUUCACGUUAUCUGUGAGCUCUGUUGAAACUUUCUAAAAUGUCCAAACCACGCAAAGGACCAUCCCUCAAGUUGAAUGUCGAUUCGACUCCUCCGGCAACUCCUGUAACGGCCCCCAGAAAUCUGGACAAAACUGCUACCAUCACAAUCGGGAGCAACACUUUCGUGGUAGAGGCAGACAAUUUGGAGAAGAUUGCCGAUCUCGGUCGCGGUGCCUACGGUAUAGUGGAAAAGAUGCGCCACAAGCAGACCGAUACCAUAAUGGCGGUGAAGCGAAUUACGGCCACCGGUCAAACUCAGGAACAGAAACGACUGCUCAUGGAUCUGGACAUUUCGAUGCGAGCCAGCGACUGCCUGUAUACCGUGCAUUUCUACGGUGCAUUGUUCCGCGAGGGCGAUGUUUGGAUCUGCAUGGAGGUGAUGGACACCAGCAUUGAUAAAUUUUAUCCGAUCGUGUUCAAGAAUGGCCGCAAAAUGCCGGAGGAUAUCCUCGGAAAGAUUGCGGUCGCUGUUGUUAAUGCACUCAAUUAUCUCUACACCCAACUGCGUGUUAUCCAUCGUGAUGUGAAACCUUCAAAUAUCCUUAUAAACCGACAGGGCGACGUUAAGAUUUGCGAUUUCGGCAUUUCAGGGUAUUUGGUGGAUUCUGUAGCCAAAACCAUCGACGCCGGUUGCAAACCAUACAUGGCCCCGGAAAGGAUAGACCCACAAGGAAAUCCUGGCGAGUAUAAUAUCAAAUCUGAUGUAUGGUCUCUCGGUAUAAGUUUGAUCGAAAUGGCGACUGGCACUUUCCCGUACAGCUCGUGGGGAUCUCCCUUCGAUCAACUCAAACAGGUGGUUAAGGACGAUCCACCCCGACUAAAGUCCGACGAUUUUACCGAAGUUUUCAAGGAUUUGAUCAUUGCCUGCUUGCAGAAAAAUUUCCACAAUCGAUUCAAUUACGAGCAACUGCUAAACCACCCCUUUAUCAAGGAGCACACCGAGAAGUCUACUGAUGUAGCAUCGUUUGUGAGCGAAAUUUUGGAUUUGGUAGCAGUUUAAGAUGAAACCAUGAGAUAGAAGAGACUCCAUUAUUAACCCAAUCCCCCUCCCCCCUCCCAUUUAUCCCAAAAGUUCUUAGAAUGUUAGAAGAAAUUGCUACUACUUUAGUUAGGUUUAUUUAAAAAAGAAAUCUAAAACAAAAAUUAAACAACUACGAUAAGUUCUCAACAAACUUGUGAAUGAUGAAUGGUGGAAAUAUCAAAUCUUCGGUACGUUCACACGGUUUUCGUUGAAUUCUACGAAGAUUUCGGUCAUCAUUGACGAUUUUAUGAAGGCCUUACCAUAGUCUCUCCCCAAAUCUUGGCAGUUUCACAGCCCCGAGCAGGUGACUCUUCGUAAUUUACAAAAUCAAAUUGCCAUAUUUACAAAGAUAAAUCGAAAACUCACAUGUGUGUGUGCAAAAUUUAUUGAUAAAAUCAAUAUACUAAUAGAUUUAAACAAAACCAGUUUUAUCUUUUGAAGAGUGAUGAUGAGUAGAGUUUAUUUUUGUCAUUGGAAUAUAUAUAUUUCGUACAAAUAAGAUGAUCACGAUGGGCAGAAACAAUCGAUUUCGUUCCCUUGGAAUUGGCGAUUUUGAAAACCAUCGACAAAUCGUUUUUAAUCAUUUUAGCUAGUUUUAAGCAAACGAUAAACCUAGAAUAUUUCACAUGACGAAAAGUGAUUAAAAUAAACAAAAAAAAAACUAAACAACUUUUCA
Messenger RNA from Uranotaenia lowii, 2172 nucleotides. It is a transcript of the gene lic, whose product is annotated as dual specificity mitogen-activated protein kinase kinase 3. Gene Ontology annotation, biological process: protein phosphorylation; stress-activated MAPK cascade. The transcript is spliced from 6 exons. The record is from RefSeq and is a predicted model, not a curated record. Lineage: Eukaryota; Metazoa; Arthropoda; Insecta; Diptera; Culicidae. Gene Ontology annotation, molecular function: ATP binding; MAP kinase kinase activity. The coding region runs from base 474 to 1475 and encodes 333 amino acids.